AAUCUGUAAAAAACCAACUAUGGUUAUAGAAAAUAGUGUUUCUUUUAUGUUGUUAAAUAUUAAAGAAUUUUAAGGUAUUCCAAGUUAAAGCCUUUCCCUUUUACAAGUCCCAUUAGCAGUGAUGAAGUUCUUUCAUCUCUAUUGAAAUUAAAGUAUUCCAAGUUAAAGCUUUCCCCUUUUCAUCUUCAUCUCAUAUUUUCACUCUUGCUCUCGUCUUUUCAAUUUGCUUUCACUUUCUCUUACUUUAUUAUGUUUCCAAUCCUUCAUCUCUGCAACUUUCUUCACUCUUCUUUUCCAUUGUUAGCAAUUACUUCCUUUAAACCUUUCUUUGCAAAACAAAAAGCAAAAAAAAAAAAAAACAUGGCUAUUGUACGGUGAAGCUUUUCUCUCUGAUUCCAUUGAGGUGCUGCUUGAUAGGAUUGUUUCUGGGGAUGUUCUGAGGCUUAUCAAAGGAAAGAAACUUGAACCUUUGCUGCUGAAGAAACUGAAGCCAACCUUGAUGUCGGUGAAAGCAGUGUUGGAUGAUGCUAAAAAUAAGCAGAUUACCAACCCAAAUGUCAAAAGUUGGACUGAUGAGCUCAAAGAUGCUGUUUAUGAUGCCGACGACCUCCUGGACGAGAUCUCUACUGAAGCUCUUCGGAACAAGAUCGAAUCCGAAUAUCAAACUACUCCUAUGAAGCAGGUUAGUAGCUUUUUCUCUUCUUUCUAUCCUUUCAAAGAUGGGAUGCAGUCAAAGCUGGAGGAGAUCCUUGGGACACUAGACAACCUACUCAACCAAAAACAGAUUCUGGGUCUGAAAGAAAGCUAUAAAGGAGAAAAGGCAUUUCAAAUAACGCCUGCAACUUCUUUGGUGGACGAAUCUGAUGUUUAUGGCAGAGAUGAUGAAAAAGAAGAAAUAAUGAAGUUGUUGGAUCCUCAAAAUCUGUCUGAAAAUCAGAUAGCUGUGAUUCCCAUUGCGGGUAUGGGCGGGCUUGGCAAAACCACCCUUGCCCAAUUGAUCUACAACGACCCCAUAGCGGAUAAAUGGUUUGACCGCAAAGCAUGGGUGUGUAUUUCAGAGGAAUUUGAUGCUUUCAAGGUAACCAAAACCAUUCUUGAAGAGAUCAAAUGUAGCUGUGAUGGAAACCAGAACUUAAAUCAGCUUCAACUUAAACUCAAAGAGCAGCUGUCCGGAAAGAAAUAUCUAAUCAUUUUGGAUGAUGUUUGGAACAAGAAUUAUUUUCAUUGGAAAGAGCUUGCAAGUCCCUUCACUUUUGGGGCCAAGAAUAGUAAGAUUAUUGUAACAACACGUGAUGAAAACGUUGCAGUAAUCAUGAGGAACGCUCCAACUUAUCGUUUAGAUGUGUUAUCAGAUGAUGAUUGUUGGAAGUUAUUUGCAAAGCAUGCAUUUGAUGGUUCAAGCCCCACCAAGCAUCCAGAUCUGAUGGCAAUCGGGGAAGCAAUUGUUAAAAGAUGUGGCGGUCUCCCUUUGGCUGCAAAAGUUCUUGGAGGUCUUCUGCGUUGCAAACCAGAUGCUGAUGAGUGCAACAAAAUUUUACAUAGCAAUUUUUGGGACAUUCCAAAUGAUGCAACUAAUAAUAUACUUCCAGCGUUAACAUUGAGUUACCAUUAUCUUCCUUCCCAUUUGAAGCGAUGUUUUGCUUAUUGUUCAAUUUCCCCUAAAGAUUACGAAUUUGAAAAGGAAGAACUUAUUCAAUUAUGGAUGGCUGAAGGUCUUUUAGAGCUUCCCAAAGACAAUGGAGAUCUGGAAGAACGGGGUAACGAGUACUUCAAAGAUUUAAGAUUGAGGUCAUUCUUUCAACAAUCUAAAGGAAAGAAAUCUUGUUUUGUCAUGCAUGAUCUAAUUAGUGACUUGGCUAAAUCUGUAACCCGAGAGUUCAUUUGCUGAUUGGAAGGUAGUGGUGGUGGUUCUUGUGUAAUAACUGAAAAGACCCAUCAUAUGUCCAAUGUCCAAGAACCAUAUGAUGUGCGGCAAAAAAUUCAAAGUUUAGCUAAAGCAAAGGGUCUGCGUACUUUCUUAAAUACAAAUCCGGUCUGGUACUGCUCAUUUGUCAGUGAUGUCCUAAUGCAUGAUUUGAUGGUGAAAUCAAGCUUACGAGUGCUUUCAUUGGCUGAGUAUAGAGAUAUCAAGAAUUUGCCAGAAGAUAUUGGUAAUUUGAAGCAUCUACGAAAUUUGAAUCUCUCAAGAACUAAAAUUAAAAGGUUGCCAAACUCUUUGUGUACAUUGUAUAAUUUGCAAGCAUUAAAAUUGCGUGGAUGCAGCGACCUUGAUGAGCUGCUGAGAGACAUGGAGAGAUUGAUCAACAUGCUAUAUCUUGAUACCAAGGGAACAAAGUUAGCAAGGAUGCCAGAAGGAAUGGGUAGGUUGAAAGAUUUUCAAAUAGUAACAGAUUUUGUUUUAGGCUGUCAAACUGGAUCAAGAAUUAAUGAGUUGGGAAAACUCAAGCAUUUACGUGGAAGACUUUCCAUUUUAGGACUAAAAAAUGUUGCAAGUGCCAUGGAUGCCAAAGAUGCCAAUUUGAAGGAUAAGGUGGACUUUAAAAAGUUGAAGUUGAGAUGGGGUAAAGAUGAUGAUAUUGAUGGUUGUACAAGCCCAAUUUUGGGCCCAAAAUAGAAGCCCAAACCCACCUAACCCUAAACCACUUGCCUCCACUUGCACUGCCUCCGUCCCAUCGUCCCAUCACUUGCAAGACAAAAAUAGAGAGCAGAAACACGCAAUAGCAGCAAAAAGAAGCAAAAGAUAAUGAAAAAUGAUAUAUUUCGACUUUAUAGAGAGAAAAUUCAUGUGCCUCUUCAUUCUUUCGACUUUCUCUAUAUGGGGCAUGGAAGUUAUUGGGCCGAUCUAGUCGAAGGCUUCCAGCAGGCAUCAAUUACUUCGCCAAAAGGGUGAAAGUCGCUUCAUAUGCCAAUCAUCAAAUCCUAAAAGAAGAAGAAGAUCAUGGAAAGAUGAUUGAGGCUUGUAAAGAUCGGCAUAAGAAGUCAUCAUGUACCCUCUAUGCUCAUCGAAUGUCGGCUAGGACCUUAGCUGGGGCAACACAUUGCUCGUUGGUUUAUAGGAUAGAAUCGGUUUUGAAGAUGAAAUUCAUUUUCUCUGAGUCUCGUCAGAGCUGAAGUUAGAUAAGGCAGAAUGGAUCCAAUCCUCUGAUAGGAUCAAUUAAA
Messenger RNA from Gossypium arboreum, 3159 nucleotides. RefSeq names its product putative disease resistance RPP13-like protein 1. The coding region runs from base 500 to 1888 and encodes 462 amino acids. Gene Ontology annotation, molecular function: ADP binding. Gene Ontology annotation, biological process: defense response to other organism. The record is from RefSeq and is a predicted model, not a curated record. The transcript has a single exon. NCBI's taxonomy places the organism in Eukaryota, Viridiplantae, Streptophyta, Magnoliopsida, Malvales, Malvaceae.